AUGACAUCUAAUAAUGAUAAAAGAAUGGAAUCUUUAUCUCAAAUGAUGUCAGAAGGGUUAGCAAAAAAAGUGGAGAAAGCAUUGUUAGAAGUAUUGGAAAUGGCAAUAUGCCAGAAUUUUAAAGAGAGUAGUAAAUUUGUUAGAGAUCAUCUUAGCUAUGUAAAAAAAUUGUGA
This is a messenger RNA of Funneliformis geosporum, 174 nucleotides long. NCBI's taxonomy places the organism in Eukaryota, Fungi, Glomeromycota, Glomeromycetes, Glomerales, Glomeraceae. The record is from the annotation of a GenBank genome assembly.